Molecule: messenger RNA, 569 nt
Organism: Aspergillus ruber CBS 135680
Lineage: Eukaryota; Fungi; Ascomycota; Eurotiomycetes; Eurotiales; Aspergillaceae
Product: SDR family oxidoreductase
Exons: 1
Coding region: 300-530 (76 amino acids)
Source: RefSeq, a predicted model, not a curated record
CCCGCUUCAUGAUGAACACCACCUCUCCGUAUGAAAUGAGAAUAUGAAAGCCUUCUCGAAUACAUCUCGGAAUCCUUGAAACUCACUGCAGACCUGUGCUCGGAACUCACCACGCAUCACGGCGUCCAGGCCCAUACCGUCAAAGCCAACCUUGGCCAGCCCGACACUGCAGCAAGGAUGGCCAGCUUCUGGUUAACAUUUUCAUCAACAACGCCAGCGUGGGUGGGUAUUACCCGCUGGAGAAGGUCCCCGUCGAGGAGUUCCACUAGGUGUAUGCGGUGAAUGUUCUCGCGCCCAUCAUGGUCACGCAAGCUGUGCUCCCCUACCUACCCCAUGAUUGCUCCGGUCAUAUGGUCAACAUCUCAUCAGUGGCCUCGUCCAUGGGCUUUACAACCCAUACUCUUUACCGGGGCACCAAGGCAGCCCUAGAAUCGAUGACGCAAACUUUGGCCGUGAGCUGGCGGAGAGGGCCACGGUUAGUUCUGUGGAGGGAGAUAUGUAGUUUGCUGCGGGAAAAGUUCUGGAAAUAGAUGCAGCCUCUCCAGUUGAAUUGUCCCUUGUCCUCUCUG